AUGCCCCGCUUUAGUCAGGAAGAUGGCGCGGGUACGGGCUUAGAGGCGCAUCUCCCCUUCACUGUCGCGCAGUAUGUCUACCCGAUGUUCAUCGCACUGGCCUGGUGCAACGCCAUCGACCUCAUCGUACUAUGCCUCAACACCUUUAAGCGCUACAAGGGCAGUUACUUCUGGAGCCUCUUCAUCUCCUCGGUCGCCAUAAUCCCCUUUGGCCUCGGAUACAUCCUACGCCUGUUUAACAUCACCUUCACGAACGGGUUUCUAGAACUGGCCAUCGUGGAUGUGGGAUGGAGCGCCAUGGUAACGGGCCACUCGCUGGUCCUGUGGUCGCGCCUCCACCUGGUCCUGCAUCGCGAACGAGUCCUCAAGGCCCUCCUGUACCUCAUCAUCUUCGACGGCGUCCUCAUCCACUCCGCCUGCUCGGCCAUGGAAUUGGCACACAACGCCCUCCCGGACUCCCGGCGCGUGACACUGGGGUUCGGCAUCAUCGAACGCAUCCAGCUGGUAUGGUUCUGUCUACAGGAACUGCUCCUCUCGGCAAUCUACAUCCGCGAGACGGCGCGCCUGCUACGCCUUGACCGAGGCGGGAUCUCGCACAACGUGCUAUCGCAACUCCUCGCCGUCAACGUGGUGAUCAUCUUUCUGGACCUAUCGAUCGUGGCGAUCCAGUAUGCCGGAUACUUUACAUUCCAAGUGACGAUGAAAGCGCUGGUGUACAGCAUCAAGUUGAAGCUGGAAUACGUGAUUUUGGGUCGGUUGGUGGAUGUGGCGCAUAUUCGGUCGCAAGGGGAGACGCCACGGUUCCACAUCUAG
Aspergillus affinis is the source of this 813-nucleotide messenger RNA. RefSeq lists its product as uncharacterized. The transcript has a single exon. Lineage: Eukaryota; Fungi; Ascomycota; Eurotiomycetes; Eurotiales; Aspergillaceae. Bases 1 to 813 code for a protein of 270 amino acids. The record is from RefSeq and is a predicted model, not a curated record.